AUGAAGGCAGCAGAGAUCAGAUUGUCUCUACACAGACCUCUACAGCACAGAGAUCCACACAUGGCUCCUACAAUCACUGCAGCAAUGACCAACUCUCAGGAGCAUCUGACUCGGAGCCACAAGCUCAGAAAGCCUCUGGUGGAGAAGUUACGCAGAGAGCGAAUCAACAGCAGCAUCGAGCAGCUCAAGUCUCUCCUGGGUCCAGAGUUCCUCAACCAGCAGCCAGACUCCAAGCUGGAGAAAGCAGACAUCCUGGAGAUGACCGUUUGCUUCAUGACACAGCUGCUGCAGCAGAACCAGCAGCAGAGAAGACUGAUGAAGCACGUCAACAAGCUGCAGACUUCCUCUGAGGAGAAGCUGAGAGAGGCUGACUUCUCUCCUCUGAGCUCCACAGUCCACAGCAGCACCACCAAGGACAAGAGUCCAGUCAGCAGCGCCCCCUGGAGGCCGUGGUAGAUUCCUACAGACUGGAGUCACCAGCAGACAAACUGGGACGAGCUCAGUGGUCAGAGACUACUGGAAGUUAAUUCCAUGAAAUGUAAGGACUUGUUCUUCUGUAUGAACAGAAACAUGUAUUUGUGUGUUGGACGUUUCCUGAGGAAAGAAGCAACAAUAUCUUUCAAGUGAAGAAAGAAAACAUCUUGUCAUGCAUGUUGCAUGAAUCACAUCUGACUGCAUCAGCAGUUCUUAUCACCCCUCACUGUGUCAGUGAUGUAUCAUCACAUGGUUUGUUACCUGUUGAUUAACUUUGAUCUUUGCUCUGAAAACAUCUAAAUGUUCUUUUUGUGGACGUGUUUUCAUCAGGAUUUUAACUUUGAAUUUCUCUGUUCAGUCAAAAAUGAUCUGUUUUAAGAUCCAAACGUUUAUUUCAUUUUCUUUAUGAACGAGAACAUCUUGUCAUGCAUGUUGCAUGAAUCACAUCUGACUGCAUCAGCAGUUAUUAUUGUACCUCACUGUAUCAGUGAUUUAUCAUUACAUGAUAACAUUUAUUCAUAUUUUACCUCACUGUACUUCAUGGUUGAAGAGAACACAGUUGAAACAUUUUAAUAUGUUUCGUCAAUAUUGAUCAUUUUGAUCGGAAAUGUUAAAUCUCCUAAUCUCUGUUAUUUACCAAAUUUGAUCUAUUGUAAGAUCCCAAUGAUUCUUUUCUUCUUAAAGAUUGUUUUUAAUGUCACUUUGUUACAUUUUUAAAGUGACUGUUGUGUUUUUUUUAGAAACACUGAUGUGGACAUAUUGUCCGAAUAUUCUUUACUUCACUUUAAUCUCUCUGAUCUGUUGUAAGAUCCAAACUUUUAUCUCUUUGUCAAAAGAUUUUGCUUCAUACCUAAACAAGCUUCUUAAAUACUUGAUUGUGUUCCUCAAAUUUUUCCUGUUGGGAAAAAUGUUUUAUUUUCUGUGGAAAAUAUUGAAAAAAAGAAACUUUAUUUUUCAUAUUCAGAAAGAAUCUUUGUGCUGGUGCAUGAAUCCAGUCAAACAUGAAUGACUGUUCACAUGUGUAUCACUGUAAACACUUCCACGACUUCACAGAUGUAUUUGUCCUCUAUUUGGACACCUUUUACAGAAUUGACUUAAUUUUGUAUGUCUUUAAUAUUUGAUCAGUUUUCAGAUCACUUAUUUUCAUCCUAUUGUUUGAAAGGUUUGCUCUUCAAGGUGAUACAUCCCAGUGAUUUUUGUAGUACAAAAUUGUCCUGAUUAACAGCCAGCAUUGAUCACUUUGUUAUCUUUACUUGAUCUGAUCUGAGAUCAGUUUUAAGGUCAUUUAGAAAAGUUAGGUGUAAAACUGCUUGAUGAUGAAUCCUGUUUGUCUUUUGUGAAGACGGAAGAUCCUCUACUCAUUUUGAGUGCAGUGUUUCUUGGAAAUGUCACCAAGUUGUUGUUGUGAUGCAUCAUCACAUCUGUCUGCUCCUAUCAGAAGCUUCUAUAAAACGUAUGAUUGAGUUCAACAAAUAAAUCAAUUUAAUACAAA
This is a messenger RNA of Platichthys flesus (European flounder), 1966 nucleotides long. Its product is annotated as transcription factor HES-2-like. Gene Ontology annotation, cellular component: nucleus. The transcript has 2 exons. Gene Ontology annotation, biological process: regulation of transcription by RNA polymerase II; anterior/posterior pattern specification; regulation of neurogenesis. The coding region runs from base 1 to 456 and encodes 151 amino acids. The record is from RefSeq and is a predicted model, not a curated record. NCBI's taxonomy places the organism in Eukaryota, Metazoa, Chordata, Actinopteri, Pleuronectiformes, Pleuronectidae. Gene Ontology annotation, molecular function: protein dimerization activity; DNA-binding transcription factor activity, RNA polymerase II-specific; RNA polymerase II cis-regulatory region sequence-specific DNA binding.